Messenger RNA from Rhipicephalus microplus (southern cattle tick), 2487 nucleotides. Its product is annotated as calpain-5. The record is from RefSeq and is a predicted model, not a curated record. Gene Ontology annotation, molecular function: calcium-dependent cysteine-type endopeptidase activity. Lineage: Eukaryota; Metazoa; Arthropoda; Arachnida; Ixodida; Ixodidae. Gene Ontology annotation, biological process: proteolysis. Gene Ontology annotation, cellular component: cytoplasm.
UGCCCUCGCGAAUACAAAAAUGGAAAUAGGGGAGAAGACGCGAAGGGCGAUGAAUGAACGCCGGGUUCUGGCACGGUGACCUUAGCUCCUACGCACACCGACUCUCGAACCGUCUACACUGCUUCUGUCGAAGCUGAUGUAGCCGGCGUGACUAGCGUGGCGAGUGCACAUGCAAAGCAAGAGCUGACACCUGCAGGAGUGGAGGUGGCCAUGGGCAGGAGAAAAGGCUUGACUGGCUCCAGCCUCAGCUACACAACUGUGCGGAACGAAGCGCUCAAGUCGGGCCAGCCCUUUGUCGACCCAUCAUUCCCGGCUGAUGCCUCAUCUAUUUACGUCAGAGGCCAGGGUUCACAAGUACAGUGGAGACGACCCUCGGAGUUGUGUUCGCAGCCACGGCUGUUUGCGGACAGCAUUGCCAGCAGUAGCGUCUGCCACAGUCGGCCAGCAAAUGCCUGGUUUAUCACUGUCUGCACAGUUCUCAUCCACGACCAAGAGCUGCUUGCCAAGGUGUUUCCCGAUGCCAAGAAGCAGGAGUGGCGUGCAGGGAAGAAACACCCCGGCGUGUUCCGUUUCUGUUUCUGGCUGUUGGGUAGCUGGAUCGAGGUGCUCGUGGACGACCACCUGCCAGUCGUGGAGGGCACGCUGUACGGCUGCCGGUCACAGGCCGCCUCGGAGUUCUGGGCCCCCCUCCUGGAGAAGGCCUACGCCAAGUUCCUGGGCUGCUAUGAACUUUUGGAAGCAUGCAGCCUGUCUGACGCACUGGUGGACAUGACGGGAGCUGCGGCUGAGCACCUGGAGUUGGCUGUGGGCGGCUACGCACGGGACCCGGCACUGCAGGAGCAGCUUUUUUCCAAGAUGCUGACUCUCCUGGACAAUUCCUGCCAGGCUGUUGUUGUUUGCUGUGCUAUCUCGGUGGAGCAUGCCGACGAGAUGGGUAGUACAACAUCUGAUGGUCUGCUCAGGGGCCACGCCUACCAGGUGGUGUGUGCCCGAGAGGUGGCUUCUACAGAUGUGCCUUCCUGGCAGGAAUUGUUCCGCAACCGACCGCAGCUGCGCAUGCUUUGUCUGCGCAAUCCAUGGCAUCAUCAGGCAUCAGCAUGGACGGGCAUGCUGGGUCAUUGGUCAGCCGAGUGGUCCAGUCUCUCAGAACCAGAAAAAACCAAGCUUGGCAUCCGCCCGUCUGAUGAACAAGAAUUUUGGAUUCCCUUGGAAGACUUUGCGGGGGCGUUCACGGAUAUGUGUGUGUGCUAUGUGCCAGGCCGUGGUGGGUGGCGAGAGGAGAGCUUUCCGGGUGAGUGGACCGUUGGGGAGCGUGGCAGUGCCAUGGAUCGUGCGGGUGGCUGCAUCAACCACCGGUCCAGCUUCCUUCGCAACCCACAGUAUCGCUUGGACGUGGUGGAAGACGGAACGGUGGCUGUGCUGGCCUACCUGCUACAGGACAGCUCAAGCGCGGAGGGAUCUACGGGGCACUUCGCCAUUGGCAUGCACAUCAUGCAGAUGGAGGUGAACCGCCAGUUUCGGGUGCAUGUGAUCAAGGCCAAAGUGUGCAGCUCGGAGUAUGUGCGUGCCCGGGGUGUGUUCCUCGAGUGCAGCCUGCAGCGCGGCCGCUACUGUCUCUUGCCGACCACUUUUGAGCCGGGCCAAGCACGGCGUUUCCUCCUGCGCCUGUUCUGUCGUAGCACACUGGAUGCCAGGGAACUGCAGAAGGAUGUGCCAAGUGCCAAGCUCCUUCCUUGCCAAAGCAUGCCAGCUUUGGCUACCGUAAUUCGUGUCAUUGGAGCCAAACACCUCGAGCAACAAGACCCUUUUGGUUUGGCAGACCCAUACUGUGUGUUGCUGUGUGAGGGCCAGUCAGUGCGUUCGUCUGUUUGCCGGGGCACACUGGACCCAACGUGGAAUAUCAGUGUCCUCUUCUACCGCAAGGAUGCCUCGACACCUAUUAAGAUUCAGGUGUGGAACAGUCACCUGAUGAUGGAUGCAUACAUGGCAAAGGCAUACGUCGAUGCCCCACUGGGCGUCGAGCGACAGACGCUGGAAGUGCCACUUGUGGGACAUCGGAACCGGCCGGCCAGCGGAACCGAUGGCAGCUUGGGAACUCUGUUUGUCGAGGUCACUACCACUGACGACUUGCUUGGUGUCUGAGCCAGUGAAACUGUAUGUGCUUCCAUCCCUGCAGCUAGGGUUGAAACAGCUCAACAAAGGUGCUUAUGGCCAAAGGUUACAUGUUAAUCGGGUGCGUGCCCAUGAAAUCGAAUCGUUGGCAUCUUUCGUGCAGUGGCACCACUAUAGUGCAUUGUUCCUGUAGUGAAAACGUGAUUAAAGUGUUUAUUGUGAAAGUGUACAAACACUACAGAGUAUGUCUCAUACUAUGAGUAGGGCUCUGUGUUUUUGGAAUAAUGUGAAGAAAUACGGUAAACACUCGUCAAUAAAGGUUUUUAUCAUUCAUAUUUAUACGAUAAACUUCGAUAUUAAAGGAGCAUUUUCAAA